Thamnophis elegans (Western terrestrial garter snake) is the source of this 14706-nucleotide messenger RNA. RefSeq names its product purine rich element binding protein G (gene PURG). Bases 319 to 1332 code for a protein of 337 amino acids. Gene Ontology annotation, molecular function: RNA polymerase II transcription regulatory region sequence-specific DNA binding; purine-rich negative regulatory element binding; DNA-binding transcription factor activity, RNA polymerase II-specific. The transcript is spliced from 2 exons. NCBI's taxonomy places the organism in Eukaryota, Metazoa, Chordata, Lepidosauria, Squamata, Natricidae. Gene Ontology annotation, biological process: regulation of transcription by RNA polymerase II. The record is from RefSeq and is a predicted model, not a curated record. Gene Ontology annotation, cellular component: nucleus.
ACGAGGCGCUUCAAAGUUGGAGGGAGAAAGGGAUUCCUGCUCUCAGCCCGCUCGGCACGUUGUUUCUUUUUUCUCGUUUUCUUUGCGGCUGGGGUGGCUGACGUUGGCUGGCGCGCGCCGGAGAUGAACCAGCGCCCCGGAGGAGGGCGAAGAAUCGAGCGGCAGUAGGACCCGCCCGAUCGCGGAGCGCUCAUCCCUCUCUCGGAGGCGGCCGCGCGGGGAAGGCGAGCGCUGCAGGAGCCAGGGCGGAUAGCGGCCGCGGCUGGUUGAGAAGCAAGUCGGCGAGAGGCAGUGGAAGGGAUGGAUUGAUGGUUAAAGAUGGAGAGAGGCAGAGGAGGAGGAGGAGGAAGGAGUGUGGGGGGCUCUGGCCUACACAGGAGCAUUUACUCCCAGUCCCAGCAGCAGUAUCAUUAUCCUGCCUCCUCUUCUCAGGCGGGCUGCAUGGAAAUCCAGGAGCUGGCGUCCAAAAGAGUGGACAUCCAAAAAAAGAGAUUUUAUCUGGACGUGAAGCAAAGUUCCCGAGGCCGUUUUCUGAAGAUAGCCGAAGUCUGGAUAGGAAGAGGCAGGCAGGACAAUAUCAGAAAAAGCAAGCUGACUCUAUCUUUAUCAGUAGCUUCUGAGUUGAAAGAUUGCCUGGGUGAUUUCAUAGAACACUAUGCCCAUUUGGGCUUGAAAAGCAGCCAGAGUCACCGGAAUGAUCAUGCUAAUGGCAAAGAACAAGAUUCAAGAAGACGGCAACACCAUCAACUACCCUCGCCUCCAGCUUCAGUGGGAUCUGAGGAACAUCUUCACAGCGUCUUAAAAACUGAAUAUAUUGAAAGAGAUAAUAGGAAAUAUUACCUAGACCUAAAGGAGAAUCAACGUGGACGUUUCUUAAGGAUUAGACAAACCUUGAUUAGAGGACCUGGCAUGAUAGGAUAUUUUGGUCACAGUUUGGGGCAGGAACAGACUAUUGUCCUUCCAGCACAGGGAAUGAUUGAAUUCAGGGAUGCUUUGGUCCAACUUAUUGAAGAAUAUGGGGAAGGAGACAUAGAAGAAAGGAGGAGUGGAGGGGAUGAUCCUCCUGAACUCCCAGAGGGGACUUCCUUCAGGGUAGACAACAAGAGGUUUUACUUUGAUGUGGGAUCUAACAGGUAUGGUAUUUUUUUGAAGGUAAGUGAAGUGAGGCCUCCAUACCGUAACACCAUAACUGUCCCAUACAAAGCAUGGACCAGAUUUGGAGAAAACUUUAUCAAGUAUGAAGAGGAAAUGAGGAGAAUUUACAAUGGCCAUAAAGAGAAAAGAAUGGAUAUCAGAGGAGACAGUGGAGAAGAACAAGAAGGUCUUGAUUAGAAUGUUUUUCAAUGGGCCAAGAAUCAAAGCAGAGAAAUGCCAGGAGGUACUGAUAUGUAAUGGCUGGAAGAAGUUGCCUUUCUUUUUGUAGGUUCUUCCCUGUUAUUAGAUAAUUCCAAUAUAUGGGUCUGGUUUUCAUGUUAAAUUACACCCAGCAACUUCUCUGGUUUCUUAUAGGAACAAUUAAUUACCCUGUGAUUCUAAUUCUUAACCUCACAAGUUUAUCAAAUAUGUAUAAUACCACUAACUCUGUUGUAAUCUUUAAAGAAUAUAUAUAAGAUUUGUGUUGCAGUAUAACAUGAUGCAAAUAAGCCAGAUGGAAUUGAUGUGUUGUAAUAGUAACCAAGAGCAUUUAUGACCAAAACUGACCUUUAAAUUUUAAAUGAUUGUAUUGGGAAAGGUAUAUUUAACUAAGUAAAUCUGCUCGUUACAUUAUGAUAAAAUAUUUUAAAGGGAGGAAGACUUGGCCAGUGAUUAAUUUCAUCAUUGAUUAGGUAUGGGUACCUAAUCAUAGGAUAACCCAGUAAUUUAAGUGACCCCCUCCAAAAGAUAUAUCUAUGUUUAAUGUUGAUCAUGUCAUCCCUUCUGUAUGGAUUGUUGACAUCUUGUGAGGAGAGCUUAUUUAAAUAGUACAAAUCUCAAAACUAUUUUUAUAUUUGUCCCCACAAGUGGUUCUAGGAAGUUGCUGUGAUGUGGGAAUUUGGUAGAUGAAUAAUGGUUGGAAUUAAAAUGCUAAACAGGAAGGUUAAAUGUCUACAGUGUGGAAAAACAUUAGAAUAAUUUCUGAUUUAUCUUCAAAAAAUACUUUGAAAGAUUUUGGUGCAUCAGUUAGUUGGUAUCCUGCAGAUCAGAUUUCACAUUGGUGCAAUUGAAAUAUUCAGUAAUAGCUAUUGAUCUUAUUUUGAAAUCUUAGCUCUUAAAUAUUUAUUUCAAAUUAUAAUCUGUAUUUUAAUUUUGCUAAAUAUUAACCCAGGUUUAAAAAUAUCAAGAAAAUGACUGGAGAAGCCUGUGUUAGGUAGCUAAUAGAUGAUUUAUCAUGAAACAGAAAUGAAAUAUACAUUUUGUUUGUUUGGCAUCAUUUAAGACUUCAAUUAUCUAUAUUUAAAUGGGAAUAUAAUGAACUGAAUACAGUGAAACUAAAUACAAUAUUGCAUCAAUAUGGCAAGGGUUGUGCUGUAAAUCCCAUUUUAAAUUGGAGUUCAGAGUGCCAAAGCUUUUGCUUUUGACCUUGAUACUGUGUAAGCUAUUUCUAUGUUGAAACCUAGUACUCUUUCUUUAAAAGAACUAGAUUGGUUGGUUCAGUCUCAUUAUUCAUUUCUUUUUCAUAUCCAGGCGCUCUACUAGCCAAGGAACAUUAUUUUCUAGUUUCAGUUGUAUUCUUCUUGAUAUUUCCAUUUCAGCACCAUUUUAAAACUAUGCUGUGACCUACUUUCUCAAGGAUUGUUAGUAAAAGUGGAGAUCAUAGCCUUGAAUUUAAUUUGGUGUGAAAAGUUGGCCAAAUGCUUUUAUUUAGAAAAAAAAAGAAAAAAGAUUGCACCAAAAUCAUCAAAGGAACUUUAGAAAUGUGUGCUCUAGUUAUGACAAAGGAAAAGAAAAUUAAUUUCACUGUUUUAGGUGAUUUACCCAAUAUUUGGAAAUUUGACCUAAUGAGUAUUUGGCUUUCAGAAAUAACUAAUAAUGUUAAUUGCAAGCUCAAAUCUAGUUUUAAUUUUUCAAUUACUUAAUGGUCUGUGGGCCAGAGCAAGUCAUGAAAGAUUCUAAGUAAAUACUGGCAUGAAAGUAUAUGUUCUAAGGUGGAAAAUUAGAAGUCUAAUGUGCUAUUGUUGAUUUGAUAGCAGACUUGUAGUAAAUUGUCUAAGUCUAAAUUAUCAUUCUGCUGAAUUACUGAUGCACAUCCCAAUGCCUGUAGUAAUAGUAAUGUCCAGUUAUAGAACAUGGAAUCCAUGAAUGUAUGAAUUCCCGAUGCUCACAUUUUCCCAUCUCUUGCCUUUCUAUUUUUCCUAUUUCAUCAUAUAUAACAGGUUUUGUUUAAAAAAAACUCACCAAUUGAUACAUUUUAUGGAAACUUUACCUUAUCAAAUUUAAAAGAAACAAACAUAUUAAUGUUCUAUUUUUGGUGUUUGAAGAAUGAAUUUCUUCUACAGCUUUUGUUUAACAAAUAGAUAAAAUGUUAUUUAUCACUACAGUAAAAAUGUACAUUAGUUAAUAUACUGGCCUGUACAGGUUUGCACUACUUUAUCUUGUUUUUGUAUUGAGCCAGGUAGUCAGCAGUCCCUGUUUAUAUGGUUGUGUUCCCCCAUCCCAAAUUUGUGUAUUCCGGUGCCACUAAAUAAGGUUCUGUUUUCCUCUGUAUAUAGGCACACAUUGCCAUGUUUUUCAAAUCAACUAAUGACUUAAACACAGAUGUGAGCAUCUGAGAGGGAUUACACAUGAGCCUAUAUAUAUAUAUAUAUAUAUAUAUAUAUAUAUAUAUAUAUAUAUAUAUAUAUAUAUAUAUAUAUAUAUAUAUAUUCAUCUUAUUAUUGGACAUAACUGGAUGUGUUUAUAUCUUUAAACCCAAGGAUUAUAUGAUCCAAUUUAUAUUGGUAAUAGUUGAAAUGGUCAAUUGGGAAAAAGUUUCUCUUUACAUCUGACAGUACAUGCACUUCUUUGGAAAGUGGCAAUAACAUGUUAAAAGCUUGCAGAAGGAUCUGUUAUGAUGUAAAGAAAUAUUCUUUGCAUCCCAAAAAUGCCAUAUCCCUUAAACUUGAGGAAAAAAAACUCUAGCUUAUUUGCACUAAAAAAGCGUGGCCAAAAACAAUUCUAGGAGGGCAGGGUGGACAUAAUCAAUUUGUACCUCUUGAAUUAUUUUAUGUUAAAGCCCUGACCUCUCUUUUAAAACUGUAUGGUCCAGACAGAAAGUCUGUCAGUUUUGUGAUUUCAUAAUGAUGCACUUUAUAUUUUAAAAAUAAUAGAAGCACAUUUCUGAUACUGGUCUGGUACAGUGUGUUUCAGUAUAGUAUAAAAUGGUCUUCUGCAUGCAUGUCUGUCAGUGAUUUGUUACGACGACUAGAUCAAAUUACAUGGGCAUGAUCAAGAAGAAUAGGCACUACACUACAACGAAUUAUGAGACAUCAAGGGCAUGUAUUUUUUUAGAAUUGUUGAGUCCUGCUCUCUCUAGAUUUACAUAAUCAACAUUCCUGAAACUCAAAUACUUUAACGUAUUUUUAAAGAUUCCUGCAGCCUAUGUAGUUAUUUGUUAAAUAACUCUGUCUUAUCUUUUAAACUGUUGCUGCAUAAUUCCUCUCUGACUAAAAGAAUUAUUUUAGGGAUCUAGAUUUUUGUGGCAGCUAGGUAAGUUAGUAGGAGGCAAUGUGUAUGACGGUACUUCAAUAAUGUAGCCUUUCCCCCAAACUUAAAACAUAACAUAAUAUAAAGGCUAUUAUGACAGACUACCGGUUAUUAUAAGAAAAUUUCCAUAGCAUAAAUCAGAAAAUGAAAAAUUUGCAGAAGGAUUAUUUAGAUUAUUUAUGAACUAUUUAGGUUCAUAUAUAUGGGAAGCAAAUAUAUCAGUGAUUCAUAGGUACUAUUAGUAGUGUACACAAUAGUGGCUAGUGUUAACAUAGCUUUUUCUUCAUGUGUUCUUUUAAAAUAUCAUUCCAUUAUUUUCUUUUAUGCAAUAAUAAUUUCACCUUUAGCAUCAGGUAAAUAGGAAGUGCUAUUAAUUCCUUUCCCUGAUAAACAAGGAAGAAAUUAUUAUAUCAUGUUAACAGAAGACAACCUAUGUCCCUUGACUUCCUUUUUUGCCGUUGUUGAAGUCUGCUCUGACAAAGAUUGUAGAAGAUAGAAAAUAACAUAAUUUCUUAACUUUUUCCUCGAAGAAAUUUUUGAAAACUGCAAUCUAAGCCCUAUGUUAUUUCACUUAUAAAAGUGAAAAGUAUUUAGAAGUAUAUGCCUUCUAAAUAUGUAGAUUUGCAAUUCAUACGUUAAUUAUUCUUAGGAUAAUUCUCCUAUAUAAUUUUAACCUCAACUUAUCUGCAAAACAUGUCCAUGAGAGGGCUGAGAAGGCUUAGUAAACAGACCAGUUUGAACAAUCUUUGUCCAGACACUUGCUCAGUUCCAAAAAUGAGAAAGAAACUAUAUACAAGAUACAAAGCAUGCUUAUAGUUGUUUUAGUCAUAACAUCCCUUUUUCAAAUAAUUAAAAUCACUGCUAGCUGGUCCUCCAUAUACCUAUUCAUGCAUGUUUUUCUAGAUGUAUCAGUACCCAACAUUAAUAGCCAAUUUGAUCUGUAUGUGUCAUUAUACCUGCCUUCAUCUAGCAAAAGACAGUGUGAACUUGGUCAGAAGCUUUAAUACAUCUGUUUGUACAAAUGUUGACUGUAUUAUAAAUGUUAUUUGUGUGUAUGUGUGUGUGUAUAUAUAUAUGUGUGUGUGUGUGUGUGUAUAUGUAUAUAUACAUACAUACACACCCAAGAAGUUUCCACGAAGUUCAUAUCCUUUAGUUUCAAAAAGGCAUGUUUGAAACAGCUGCUAUUAAAUAAAACUAUGAGAUUUAGUUCGCUGAGCUAUGUGAUCUGUUGUUUGAAACUUUGGUGUGUUUUUAAAAUACGACGGGAUUUUGGUACAAAACAUGGAGUCCAUAGUCUCAGUGGAACUGAAAAAUACAAUAGCAAGAAAAAAUAAAAGUGGUCUUAAAAUAGAAAGAGCAAUAUGAAGAUUGAAUAUUUGACAUUGUAGGAAGCAUUUGAAGGCUUCACCAAGUGCACUGUCAAAGUAUCUCCACAAAGUAUUGAAGCAGCUCUUACUGCUUAAAAGACAAAGCAAAAUGGCUGUGUCUGCACAUGGGAACGUCUUUGAAACAGUCCUGCUGAACUUUCAGCUGCCUUCAGUUUCUAAAACAUCAGUUUAUUUUGCAUAUAAUGAUGGAUAAAACAAUUUAUUUAAUGCUUUAAUUGCAGAAUUAAAUUAUACUGAAAUUUAUUUGAAAUAAAUAUAAUCUCCAAAAAUAAAAUAAAAUACCCCUCUUUAAAUAUCCAUUUGGAAUGGGAAUUGUACAUGAUUAUGACAGUGUCCUUGGUAGUACAAUUGAAUUUUCUCACACAAAAAAAUAAUUGGCGUAGUUCAGGGCUAUUAAUUAACUUCAUUAUAAACCAUAAAUUUGGAUAAAUGAAUAUAAUUCUGUAUUGUUCCAUCAUACUUUUAUGACUGGUUAUGUACAUAGGAUGUAACAUUAAAAUGUUUUUCAUAUUUUCUGCUGAUAAGUAGAAUUACAUUAGCAACAUCGCUGAAACUUAAAUGCUUCCUAUUUUUAAAGAUUACUGCAGCCUGUAUAGUUUUUGGUUAAAUAUCUCUGUCAUAUCUUUUGCAAUGUCGCUGUAGAAUCCCUUUACUAAAAAUAUUAUUUUGGGGAUCUAGAUGUUCGUGGCAGCUAGGCAAGUUGGUAGGAAGCAAUGUGUAUGACUAUACUGUAAAUAAUGUACCCUUCCACACCCCAAAACAUAACUUUAAAAGCUAUUAUAGUUCUAUUGAAACUAUUAAAUGAAAUUGUUUUUUUCCAUCUCAUAAUUUUCACCAUCAUCUCUAUUUUAUAAAUGCAUUCAAAAUUAUAAAAUGAAAUAUGUUAGGUAUAUCAGACUAGAAAUCAUGGGGGGGGGGGGCUGUAUGCCAAAUUUCUAUUUUUCAGAACUGAAAAGUUUCCCAUCUAGUAACAGUGUGAUUUUGCUAGCUCACUAUUCUUUUUAGCUGAAGUGCUCUUAGCUAGAAGAUAAGCUUGAUUCAAAUAUAAUCAUGGGCAGGUUUCUUCCUUCCAAUAAUUCAUAAUGUGGUUUGUUUGAUUUUGACUUAGUAUGAUUAUGUAGUGAGUCAUUAUGGUUUAUAAAUUAUGAUAUAGCUUAGCAUUCUUUGAUCCUGUGCAUUACGGCAUAUUCAAUAAGUUAUGGUGAAAAUAAAUCAUGACUUAGUGUAUUGUAGACCUAGUCAAUAUUCCCUGACUUUCAAAUCAUGAUUUAGACUACAAUAGGCAACCUGAUGAUACACUCAGAUACCUUGGCUCACAAUUCCCAUUACUGAUUUUGUCCAUAAUGACUGGAAAAAAGCCAUCUUGGAUUAAAUUUAAAAAUUCAGUGGGAUGCUACUUUGUUUAUCUUUGAUUAAUUUGCUUAAUAUUUAGUUAGUAAAAAGGAUUCUAGUAAAAAGGGUUAGUAAAUAGCAUGUAUGUAUACUACUAUUCUGUCAUAAUGCAGCUUGAUUAUUCAAAAUGCUUAUUUCUGGCAAAAAGUAUGAGCUUGGUUUGAAGAUAUGAAAUUGUAUCUUACUGGAUGGGGUAAAAAAUUAAAUGUAAUUUUCCAAAACCAAACCAAGAAACGAAAGAAGUGAGGAAGAAGUACAUGGAAUAUUGAUGAGUCAAUCUUGUAAAUCAUUGUUUAAAGCAAAGUGAGAUACCUAGUGCCUUUCAGAUGCUGCUGAAUGCAACUCCUGACAGUCUCAGUCAUUUUGGCCAAGAGAAAAGGAUGUCGUGAGUUGUUUAGUAAUAUAUGAGGACCAUAACUUUAUAGGAAUUUUAGAGGUUCAGAAAUGCUAUAGCUUUUCUUACAGAUGUCUUAAGCUUAAACUUUAGCCACAAACUAAUAUUAGUUUAAUAAUAAAACACCUAAUCCUUUAAAACAUCUAGCUGGGAUUUUUACGAGAAGAUGAACUCUAGACAUUAACUUCUUCAGUAAUAAUAUAUGCCCUUUAAAAAUAGUUUCAUAUACAGAUAGUUCUCAUUUAGUGAUUGCCUUGUUUAGUGCCCAUUUGCAGUUAAGACCGUGAUGAAAAAAAUAACUUCAUGACCAAUCCCCACAUUUAUUACCUUUGCAAGUCUGUAAAGCAAAGGGAAACUGAAGUAAGAUCAUAAACACAGUUGCACUUUCACUUGGGAAUUACUUUGCUUAAUGACUGAGUUCCCAGUUCUAAUUGUAGUCACUAAACAAGGGAUACCUGUAUUAAAUAUUCACAUUUUUUUAAAAAAAGAUGCAAGUACAAAUCUUGAGAAAGUAUUCAUGUUUUUCAUGUGAAACCUGAAAAAUAACUCCACUUAAUAGGCUGAGUUAAUUUAGAAAUGAAAGAUAGGACUUUGUAUUAAGUUAUAGCCACACAAUUAUUUAAAAAAAUUCUUUGAAACUAAAUAUUUAGCUUCUCAUUUCAAUUUCCUUUAUUUCAGAAAAAAUGUUUAUUUUAAUGAAGCAGCACCAAGUUAAAGAGAACCUGCUUCAGAUCCAAAGCAUAUGACAACCUUGGAUUACAGUAGUUUUUGUUUUUAGUGAGGUUUUUUUUUUAUUGAUAAAAUCUGGCCCUGACUUGCUGAGCUGUGGUGAUGAUGAUGCAAAGGCUGAGCCAGGAUAUUUCAUGCUGAGCAGCAGAGGGGGGCCUUAGCAAGAAGGAGCUUUCAGUCAAUUCACUGAAGAUUUGGGGAGAGAAAAAGCAGCAGGCUAUAAUCAAAAUCAGAGGGAAGGAGAAAACUUUAUGAGGGAAAAGCAUAUGGAAAAGUUGGAUCAAAAGAAGCAGUGAAGAAAAUACCUUAGAAGACCUAGAACUGACAGAUGGAAAGAAGAUAGAAUGAGGGAGUUCUCUUGAAGGAGCAGCAGAGUACGUGGCAAAAAAAAACAAAACCCAACCCCAGAAGUACAGAAGAAGCAAUGACUAUAAAAAUGAUAAGGUGAUGUUAUAAUGAAGGAAAGUGGAGGUUUCUUGAAAGAAGAUGAAAAUAAUUUGCCACAAUUAUUAUUUUAGUUCUCUUAAACUAGAUAAUCUUAGAUUGUUCUAAGGAAAAAUUAAGCUAUAUUUGCUCACUCUAUGAUACGAAUUAUUAAAGUACCAUAAGCAUAGUUUAGGAUAUACUGACCAAAACAAAACAUGAACAUAGUAUUGCUUCCAACAGGGAGGCCCUCUCAUAAUCCAUGGCUAAUACUCUUAACAAGGAGUAGUUGCUACCCACAAUUAAGGUAGAAAGUGACUAUUGGUGAAUUAUUGCUACUUGAAGAAUCUUGCAGUGAAAACAGACAUUUAUAGAAAGGUUUGCUAGGUUAUAUCUUUUCCUCUCAUUUUGCAUGUAAACUGAUUGCCUUCGGGUAAACUGAGUACAUGUUAAGUAGUAUCAUUACAGUUUCCACAUUAGAUUUCUUUAAUGUGUAUUGCAAGGUGCUUUACAGUGGAACACAGAACUAGGAAAGAAGGCUGUUUAUUUUUCAGUUCAUACUUAUUACCAAAGUAUAGUAUUUAUUUUUCAAAAGAGAGUAUAAGAUUUUACAAAUGUAAGUCAGAUUCAGUUUCCCCUAUUUAAUAACUUAAUAAGUCUGAUAAUAGCAAAAGUGCGGAAAAUGUCUAUUGAGAAAAAGCUGCAAAAAUGCAGAAGGCUUAGUGAAAGAGAGAAAAUUCAUUCCCUUGCUUGGUUGUCAGUACUGUGCCCACACUUUUAUUACAAUAGAAAGAUACUGUGCUUGUCAAUAGAUAAUCAAAAUAAUUGCAAAGAUUGCAAGGUAUCUUCUACCUGCAUGUUUUAAGACAGCGCUGUUCCUGUAAUUGGGGACAUAGGACAUAGGACUUGGCUGUUCUUGCAUCAGAGUUUGCUAUACUAUCACUUGAUUGAUCAUCUCAAAGCAGCUAUAUCAGUAUCAGAUUGUUAAGAUACAUAGAUCAGAUUUCAUUAGAUAAACAUCUUAAGGCAGGAUAAAUUUUCUGAAUUUUCAGAAUAUUCUUAAAGGGAGUUGGUAAACUUGCCAGUUUAAAUAAGGCUAAAUGUAAUAAUAAGCAUAGAUAAAAGCCGGCCUUUAUGGAAAAGAAAUGAAUGAGAGUGUGUGUUAACCCUGUAGCAUUGCUGUUUAAUCCAAGAUAUUGGCAUAGGCUACUGUGAAACUAUGAACAUACUUGAAUCUUAAGUCAUGGCUUUCCAAGGAGAGUAUGUUCUUUUACCCGAAGUGCAAUACAUUUCUAAGAGUUACCAAGCCUGCAAAAGGGAUCGUAACCAUUCAGUACUUACUUACACUGCAGAAAUCUUUGUCACAAUAAGCUUUGUUGAGUUUAAAUAGAGUGGGCUUGUUGCUCUUCUUAGUAGAUUUAACAAAUUAAUUCACAUAUACUCUGCAGAAGCAAUUGCCCAGUAACAAAUUAUCCAAUUUCAGUUAACAGAUGGAAAAUUUCCAUUUCUGAAAGUUCUCGCCCACAGCAAUUCUUCAUGAAAAUAUUUGUUUAUACUUCAAGAUAAAAUAGCUACAAACCUCUACCAAGAUUGGGCCUGUUUUGUUAGAGAUGGACUGUAAUUGAACAAUCUCUCCACUCCUUCAUUAAUUAUCUUUCUAGGAAACGGAAUACUCUGGCACAAACAAAAAGAUUUACACUCAUUGCUAUUACUGGCAUUAUUGCAAAUAUUUUCCCCAUCAGAAAUCAUAGAUUUCAGUGUUCUGUGCAGAAAUAUAUAUUUUACCAGAAAAAAAUUAAAAAUGAACUAAUAUUCUACCAACUAAGCAUUGGAAGAUGGCAACUUAUCCACCAAAAAGAAAUAAACAUCAUGAGCCAUAACAUCUGACUCCAAUAUAGAUGCUAUAUUUUACAUAAUUCCUCUAUUCUAUAACAGAUUAUUGCAAAAAAAGGAGGGAAAAUUGUUGGGUGCUGUAAUGUGCAGUGUAAUUUUAAAUUUUAAAAUAGAGCACUUGAGCUAUGAUUAUAAAGAGUAGUUACUGUACUACAAAGGUCAUUGAAGUAUCAAGGCUACAGUGCUGCAAUAUAAUGACCUCAAUUUUUUCAAUGUUUAGGAGAAACUAUUAUACUUGGCUGACAUUCUGCUUGUUCCCAAAGGGAAUAAUAAAAAUGUCAACACAAAUUAAUACCCAGAAAUGACAAGUACAUAUAAUAAGAUAACAAAAAAAUUAAAAUGCCUUGUCCCUAUGCACCUCACCUUUGGUUAUAGCACAGCCUCCUCCCAUGCAACAUUAGUGGCUGAAUGUGUAAAUUAAAAAUGUAUUUCAGUAGAAAAGCUAGUAAGAAUGUGAAAGUUUCACAGUGUUAUAUUUUCAAUAACCAUUCACAUAUUAAAUAUUUAUUUAUUUUCAAAUAAGACUAGUGCAUCAUGCCAUUUUGUAAAGGAAACCUCAGUCUUUUUAAAUAUUUCCUUUUGUAGCAGAGCAGGUUUGGUAUAAGAAAAAAUGAUUAAAGUAACCCUUAAAUAGAAAUUUUAGGAGAAAGUCCGAGAAACUUAUUUAUUUCUGUAAUUUUGACAGAGAGCCAAGCUUUUGCAAUUUGAAAAAUAUGUGUAAAUUAUUUUUUAAGGAUGUAAUUUUACUAGUCUUUAUAGACUCACUCUACUUGCAGUGGUCUUACAGUGUGCAGUGUAGGGAGUGGUCAUUUUGGAUGGAGAUGUUACAAAAUACAUAAAAAAUUCUUAGGUAUUAAUUGCUCUACAUUUAUCCAUUAAAAUUUGAACAAGUAACCGGUACUCUGUACUAUAGAAACAAUAGACAUGUCUGUUACAAUCAGUCUGUUUGCCCAUAGAGCAGCUAGAUGUUUUUUGUAUAGUACUUGGCAUUUCUAAUAACAGGCCUUCUGUUUUGUUUACAUUGUGAAAUAACAUCCUGAUUCUGAACCCUUCUGAAAGAAAUAAAAAUGUUGGUAUGAAAUGUAUAGAAGCAAAGAGACACACUAAGAUCUUCAUAGAAUUUCUUGUGCUUGUUGGAUCAGCUUCUAAAUCAUUUAUGGAGUAAAGGACAGGAAGUAUAAAGAAAAUACCUGCUUACAAGAAAGUGUUUUCAUUUUUUUUUUACACGAAUGAAAAUACAUUUAAAUUCAGUAAGAGUGCACUCAUGCAAGUAGUCUUGACUUAAUAACCACAAGAAGGACCAGAUAAUACGUUGUUAAAUAAUGUGGUCAUUGACUUGCAACUUCUCUCCCAGCUUCCCGUUAAUGUUGGUUGUCAGAAACCAGCUGGGACAUCACAAAUGGCAAUCACAGGACCGUGUGAUGCUGCAACUCUUGUAAACGCCAGUGUCUGAUUCACCAUCGUGUGCCUGCAAGGUUAUUGCAAUGGUUGCAAGUGCAAGGACCAGUCAUAACUUUGAAUGAUCGUAAAACAAAUGGUCCUAAGUUGAGGACUAUAAUGGACUAUUGAGGACUGUAAUGUGAUUCAUUCACUAUUCAUUAUUCUAGUCAUCAGGAAGAACCUUAAUGUAUAAGCAAAUAAGUGUUUUGUAAGAAUAGGCAUGGGACCAUUCUUUAAAUAGCAUAGCCUUAUAAUGGCUUUUCUGCAAACAAUAUGAUGAAGCCAAUUCAUUAGUUUCUUGCUAAUGUUUGGCAACCUGCAAGGACUUUUCAGCUAGGGGUCUGUCUUCAUAAUAGCACAGAUAUCAGAAAGGUAAUAAAUCAUCAUACUUUUGUUUUCUGUCUUCUGUGAUGGUUUAUGGAUCUGUAUUGUAAUGUGUGUACAUAAUUGCAGUCUGAACAGUGACAUUACAUAUUUAUUUAAACACAGCAAAUUGUAAUGUGGAGCACUUUUGCCAUGGCAUGAGCAGCAUUUGUGCUCUUGGAUUUUAUUUUUAUUCUCUUUAAGUCCCAUAACAGUUUAAGUUUGGGAUACUAAUCUAAAUUGUGAUUGAAAGCUAGCACUUUAAGUACUUGUAGUCACUUUUCUUCUUACUAUAUGGAGCACUGCACUUUUAUAAAUACUAUUAGCACUGAGUUUUCAAUAUAUAGUUCCCUGACUCCCAUUUUUGUGUAGUCCUUACAGGGUGUUUGUUUAAAAUAAAUGGUGGCUGUAUGAAGAUACCUUUUCAUGAAUGUGGCCACUGCCUGGUGCCUAACUUAUAUUUAGUCAUAUGCUAAAGAAUGACAUAAGUUGAUGAAAAGAUGGCAGGGUAAGGAUAGAUCUGAACCAUUUUUAACUUUAAAAAAUAUUAAAUUGUUGACAUCUAGACAGAUUUUUUAAGACAAAUAUGUGCAUAUAUAAUCUGCAUAUCCACAGACUUUGAAAAACACCAAAGACAUUGGACAUUUAAAAUGGGCAAGAACAGCACAAGAAUUAUUUUUAGGUUUGCGUUAAAUUCACAACAGAGGAUGGAGUGAUUAAUGUGAUUUAAGCUAAAGAGUUUUGGGCAUAUCAUGUGUUGAUAUUUUUUUUUUUACCAUGAUGGAUGAAAUGUAUCAAUAUAGGUAGAUAAGAAAGUAAAAACUGUCAUUCAGCUUAUAUGCGCUGCAACACAAUUGCAUCCAUACAAAACUUGCUUCUUCCAGAUCAAUAUAAAAUAGUAUUCACAUAUGUAAAUUAGUUUAACAUUGUAGUUUUAACCAUAUUAAAGUGGGAAAGAGCUGAGAUGCUUUUAGAAGAACAGGUAUAACAUUCACUUACAUAUAGUCCUCCAGUUGCAGAAUGCUGUUAUAUGAAAAGUUCACAGGGCUGGAAGGAGGUUUGUGGAGAAUUUUCACAUUAACUAUUAGUUGGCUACAAGAUAAUUAAUUUGAUAGAUGUUUUAUUUAAUGUUGAGUGUUGCCAUCAGGCGUCAGUGUACUAGCUCUACCUUACUAGAAGAUCUUAAAUAUGGUGUUCAGUGUUCAUUUCAUGUUGCUAAAUUCCACAGGAAAAAUUAAAUAUCAAGGUCAGAGCAAUUUUCAAAUAAUAAAAUGCUUUAUAGACAUAAAUUUUAUCUCUGAAUACCUACACUGUGUAGAUAUCAGUAUAUAAAUGAGAUUAUUUGUAAGAACCCAAAAUAUUUUUAGUCUUUAAUAUAACUCCUGAAUCCUGAUCUAACUAAUUACCAUGCAUAUACUGAAGCUGGCUUCUGUAUGUGCAUCCUUUGUUGAAUUAAGAAAUGUACAUAUAAACAGCAGCAUGGCAACAUCCAGCUUUUUAGUUCCCUUCUCUGUAUCAAAUAAUAUGUGCAGACCCAGUUAAAUAAUUGAUGUUCCUGCACUGAUUGUUCAGAGAUAAAGAAAUGUUCAUUGGAGGCUUACUGUUAUAUACUAGACCUUGUGUUUUGCAUUCUCUCUGAAUGAGCCCAUUUUCUUAACUGAAAUAAUCCCAAUUAAGCAACUUUCAGAAUCAAAAUGUUUCUUUUCAAUUUAAAUGUAUUCACUAUUCCAGUUGCAUAGAAUAGCUGCAGCAGUGACAUCUUUCUGAACAAUCCUCAAUUCUGUAUAUUUUUUCCAACUUCUAAUCAUUCUAUUAAUAAGAGUAUCAGUGUCUAUCAACAUAGAAUUAAGCUAAAUAUAUUUAAUCAUAAUAGCAUAUUUAGUCCCUUUGCUAAUUGUGGUGACAAACGUAUGCGUGUGGGUGUGGAUGUGGAUGUAUGCACAUACAUGAAGAGCUGCUUCUUGAGUGAAACAGUAUAAAUACAAAAUCUUUUAGAAAACUAGCAAUUCCCCUUGCCCAUAA